Molecule: messenger RNA, 1318 nt
Organism: Arabidopsis lyrata subsp. lyrata
Lineage: Eukaryota; Viridiplantae; Streptophyta; Magnoliopsida; Brassicales; Brassicaceae
Product: F-box/kelch-repeat protein At2g22050
Molecular function (GO): protein binding
Source: RefSeq, a predicted model, not a curated record
UCUCCUGAUAAAAAAAUCUGAAGCCAAAACGAUAUGUCUCCUUCUUCGAAGAAGUUUAAGAAACAAUCUUCCUCUAAAGCAGUUAAGCCACCGCUAGAAGAUAACGAUCCGUCCUUGCCGUCGUUUUCUUCACUGCCCGACGAAAUCGUAUUGGACUGCUUGCAACGUGUCCCUAGAAGCUAUUACCUAAACCUCUGUCGAGUUUCCAAAACCCUAAGGUCCCUUGUUCGGUCGCCUGAGCUCUCCCGUUUGCGAUCUCUCCUUCCAAAGAAAUCUGUCUAUGUCUUCAGUGAAAACAAUGCUCCACAUACGAUCUACCGUUGGUUCACUCUUAAGAAGACGACGAUGAAGACGGCUAUGAAAACGUUUGGGUAUAAAUUGGUCAAGAUUCCGGUUCCGUUUCCUUCUCAUCAUCAUAUGUAUAACUCUUCCGCUGUCGCGGUUGGGUCAGAAAUUUACUUCGUAGGUGGAUCUUUCAAACCUUUGUCGGAUCUAUGGAUUCUAGAUACACGAACUGGAAUGUUUACCCAAGGACCAAGCAUGAGAGUUGCACGCACGGAUGAAGCCUCCGUUGGAGUAAUCAACGGAAAGAUAUACGUGAUAGGAGGGUGUGAAGACAAGAGACAAGCAGAAGUUUUCGAUCCGAAGUAGCGGAACUGGAAAACUGCGAAAAAUCCAGAGGAGAAAUCGCAGCGCGGAUUGAUGACGCGGUUAAGUGCGGUGUCACUGGAUUGGAAGGUUUACACCGUGGAAGUUGGGAGAAUCGGUGUGUAUGAUCCGAGAGAAGGUAAAAGAAAGGAGACAUUGAAAAUCCCAAGUGAUACCGUUUGGUGUAUGUGUGUUGUUAAUGAUGUGCUCUAUGCUUGUUAUUUUCAGCAGGGGUUGAUGGGGUUUGACGUAAACCGCAAGGUAUGGGUUAAAGUGGUUGGUUUAAAGACACUUAAUGUCAAGUUUGAUGUCACUGUGAUGGCGGAAUACGAUGGAAAGCUAGCGAUUUUGUGGUGUGAGAUUGAUGACACGAAGACGAAGAAGGAGAUUUGGUGUUCAGUGAUCGCGUUGGAUUGGAUUGGAGAAGGGAUUCGUGGGACGAUUGAGUGGUCUGGCAUUGUGGCCACAAAGCCAGAUUACUAUGAGUUUCAUAAUUGUUUAGUUGUUUCUGAUUGAGAGGGUUUUGUUGCAACGUAAAAAACUGGUUUAACUCUUAGAAUUUGACUUUAUAAUGCCUUAUAAACAAGGCAGUUUUUAACAAUUAGGAUGUGUUAACAACAAAGAUUGUUGUUAUUGAUGUAUAGUAAUAUUGUGGUUUGAAUUAAGUUUC